Molecule: messenger RNA, 5607 nt
Organism: Brassica rapa (field mustard)
Lineage: Eukaryota; Viridiplantae; Streptophyta; Magnoliopsida; Brassicales; Brassicaceae
Source: RefSeq, a predicted model, not a curated record
GCGGCUAAAACUCUUAUCCUCUGGUGCUCUCUAUUAUAUAAAUAGAACCCAUGGGAUCUCAUCUUCUUUCAUCAGCAACUUUCACAAAUCAAUUCUCCUUUUUACAAACAAAAGACAAAGCAAGAGUUUCUCUUAUUUCUCCAAUUUGACCCAAAAGAAGAAAAAGAAAGAGAAAAGAUGAGUUCAAGAAGCAAAGCAUGGUUAGUGGCAGCAACCAUCGGAGCCGUGGAGGCCUCGAAAGACCAAUUAGGACUAUGCAGGUGGAAUUACAUGAUCCGAUCGGUGAAUCAACGUAUCCGAAACAACGUGAGAUCCGCUGCUCAGGCGAACAGGUUCUCUUCUUCGUCCACGACCGCCCUUGCCUCCUGCAAGGAUUGUGACAAGGCAAAGCAAGCUGAGGAGUCUCUCAGGACCGUCAUGUACUUGAGCUGUUGGGGUCCUAAUUGAUGAAGACAGAUUAAUUCAGAUUUUUACUUUUGCUUUGCGGUCGAUUGGAUCCGACAGGUUGUAUCUAUGUGGCGGGAGCUAUGAAAUCAAAAUCCUAAAUAGACGCUAUGAGUUUUUGGGGUUUUAACAGAUUUGAAUUGUACAAAGCACAAAUGAUACUUGUACAGAUUGCAGAGAUGAAUAUAAAAAAAAAUAUUUAUGUACAUCUCAAGAUAUAGCUUCCAUGAUCCAUUCUUUUUGACUAAGUGGUUUCGCAUCAAGUCGAGCUUUUAAUUCGGUAAUAGCAUGCUCUAUAAUGUUUGGGAAGUCAAAGACGUUAGUCACACACAGAACGGACAGUUAGGAUCAGUAGGAACUCCAGCAAUGUAUAUUGAAUUAAAGAAGCAGUUAUGACUUCAUGUCAUCAUUGGCGUUUGUGUUUUGAUAAUUAUAGCAUCUGUUUUAUUUUUCCCUUAUUAAUCCACCUUCUUAAUUACACUCUCACAUCUAGCAAUCCCCAAGGAGUAAUAACUCGCAAGCAUUCUUGACUCUGAUGUUUGGUCUAUGUUUGUUCCUUUAACCAUUAUGUGAAGAUCCUGCUGACCUAUUUUGCCAUACGUUAGACGUUGUUCAAGCCCCAUGAUGGAUAUACAGUGGUUAAAGUGUCUGUUAGGCUAAUAAGUCCAAAAAAGGUUAAUAAGUCCCUGUUGUAACAAGUAUUUGAAUCGUUUGUUACGUUUGGAGGUAUGGUCCUGUUCCGGCAUUCGGGAAAUGGCUCUCAGGCGUCGGCUCUCCAUCAAUCCCUAUGUCCUUUGCCGCCCUCUCCCAUGGUCCUGUAUGGUGGUGUUCCUCCACCGGGAUGUGCGCAUAUUCUGGUCUUGGUUUCGAGUAUGGGUGCUCAGUGGUGUGUUGGCUCCGUUCUCUACCGUCGGAGACUUCUUUGUUCUGCUUUCAAUAAAAGAACUUACUCUAGUUCUUAGAGUAAGAAUACGUAUGGAGGCUGGUCCUGCUCUGCGGGUCGUCGGAGUCAUCAGUGUCUUCCAUCGGUGGUGGCAUAUUUUGGGCUCAUCCAUCCCAGUGGCUUCGCGGUCUAAUGGUUGCAAGCCAGGAUGUUUCCUUCUUUUAUGCAGGUACUCUCCCAACUUGACAGGACUGCUUCCUCCGCAAACCCAAUUUCUGAGGGAUAUGGCUUCUAGGUAUGUCAUUAAUCCCUUCCUCCAUUGCGACCUUCAUACUGGCAGCAUUACAUUUAAAAGGCGAGAUUGGUUGCGACAGCACCAAACAUGGAUUAACAAGCUGAGUGGUGAAGUUGAUGUCUGGUCCGGGGUUGCUAAACACAACCCGACUACAAGGCAUUGUUGUACCAAUUUAAUCAAGUUUGAGAUGUAAUGUCUUGUUGUAAAAUACCCUUUUUGGGAGCUAAUCAAUGGAAACUUAAGUUUUUUAAAAAAGGAUUUGAAUCGAUAAAAGUUAAUAAUGAGAAAAUGUUAUUAACAUCUUUAGCAACUUUGUAAUUAUAUGGUAAAUGGUAACGGUGUAGAAAAUAUUAUGAUGAUGCAAAAAAGGUAUUUUUACUCAAUAGAUGUGAAUUGGUUAAAUUUUUAAGAAAUGUUUUAAUUCUAGUUAAAAACUUCAACUAGAGAAAGGAGAUAAAAAUAGAGUAAAAAGUAACCCAAAAAAACCCCACUUGAGUUGAAUGUGGGCGGUGCUCGUGGUCCAAACUUAAAAACCAGUUACAUGAACGCUGAAACUGUGGCAAACCACUUGUCUGAAACAACUAUAGUUAUUGGGAUCGUAGAUUCGUAAGCACCAGAUUUAUAAGUUUGUCGUACUAUAAUUGUUUUUUUGGAUAAAAUGUUAAAUAUUAACACCAUUUUCAAAAACAAUUUACAGGAGUUACGAAGAACACUCAUAGCAGACUAAUUUAAUACAAGCUAAACAACACCAAAAGACAAACUAAAAAAUCACGACUAUCUGAUUUAAAAUAAAAAAUAAUAUCAUAAAUAUUCAUCUGCUAAAUUUUAAUUUCUCUACGUGUUAACAAAAGCACGUUGUUAAUUAAAUUAAGGAGAAUUGGGCUAUAUAACUUUCAAACAAAUUAUAAUUCAUUCACUAUCUAAAACCCCUAACUCACCUAUACAACUUGCCUCUUAUAUAUAUAAUAUUCCAUAUUGUCCUCAUAUGCAACUGGUGAAACCUGUAAGAAAAAAAAUAAAUUGAUUUAAUGAUAAUAAUAUUGAAAAAUAACUCGUGGCCCUUUGAAAAACACACAUUUUUAUAUAUAAUUUAUUUUGGUGACUUUGCAAAAGAUGAAAGUCUUCUUCCCAGAUUUAUUUUGGAAUUAAUUUCUUCUCACAAGAAAGACAACCAAUUGUGGUAAAUAAGAGACAACUCUUAAGGCGUAUACGAUGAGUAAACACACCAACUCUUUCAUUUAUUUUUCUCCUUCUCUUAACUCAUUGAUUUUUAGUUUCAUAAUCAUGCUUUUGCUUUCAUACUCUGUUUUCAUUUUUGAAUCUUGCAAAUGAGAUUGAGAUUACCGCAUCAGGGUUAUAUCCAUGAUGCUUUACAUAUAUAGUGGUGAAGAAUAACGACGGCAGAUCGGUAAUAGUGUCGCCGUGUCGAAAAAGAGAGAGGAGAUGAAGAUGAUCUCUAUAUGGUGGUUAAGAAUAAUGACGGCGAUUCAAGUGAAUGUGUAUCAGCCUGUCAAAAAAUGAAUUGAAGAAGAUGAACUCACCAUAUAUACUAUAUUCAAUGAAAAAAUAGUAUAGUAUACAUUCUUUAAUGUAGCUUUAUAUACAUGUACCAUACUAUUUGAGACAUAUUUCUAUACUAUUCUUUAAAAUGUAAUAAUUUGUCAUGUCUUCAAAUUUGAUAGUUCUUUUAUCUACAUGUUAACAAAAGCACGUUGGUUUAUAUUCUUGGGAUGUGUUUUCAUGUCUAUUAUGUUAUUAAUAGCUCCGGUGAUCUAUGUCGCAUUGGUCUACGACGCAAACCAAGAAGAGCCACCAAGGCGACACAACCAUGGAAUCCAAUUGGUCGGAUUCCAGUGGCUCAUGUCUUUAUUAGUGGGUUUCUUAGACGACAAAGUCGAGGCAUUGUUGGGCUCAGCGGAUAUUUAGGAAACUAUGGAGAGUAAUGAUGUUUCUCGGAUAUUUCACAACUCUCAGGAAAUUUAAUAGAAAACUUGAUGUUUAUGGGAUUUCGGACGCGUUAUUCUCCAUAGGCAUGGUGUUCACCAAUCACGAAACCCAAAGAUGAGGACUCAUUUUGAAGUUCUUCAAAACUAUUAUGUUUUGGAAGAUUGUCCAAUACAGAGCUCAUAGAGUGACCCAAACAGUGGCUAUUGAGGAUAAUCCUGAUCUUAAUCCCGAACUCGAUCCGCUGCUUCCACGUCAACCCAAGGAAUGGCUAUUGUUUUCCUCAGACAAGGUUUUGUUCUUCUACGAGAAAUGAAAAAGACAGAAUAACUAAAAGAUGUCACCGAGGAAGAGCUACAUUUGCAGAGAUAACACGUUCACUUGGCUUCAUUUUUGUAUUUUGAAUUUGAUGUUUAGUGAUGAGCCUUGGCUUCGACCUUCAUCUGAGAGUUUUUCUUAAUCUACAAUAUGUUAAAAAGAAUUUGUUAAUAUCUCACUCAUGAAGUCAUGAAAUCACAUCAAAAAAAGAUAAGAGAUACAACUACGAACCAAAAAAAAUCUCCAAGACGGAAAUAUCAAAUGCUCACAGAUAAAAGAGAAGACGCAACCGGACAUGUAGCAGCGGGGCAAUGCUCUUAGUGCACUUAUUGCCAGUAUCUAAUUACAACUUAUAAUUCAAAAGAAAAGAGAGAGAGGCAAAUAGUUACGUAGCAAUAGUAAAACAAAGUUGAAUCAAUAAGAAAAUUCGAGUAAGCAUUAAGCAGAGUAUGAUCAACCAGUUGAUUAAUGAGAUACAAAACUCAGCUUAAUCACUAGCCUUUUCAAAAUAGGCAGACCUAAACAAAACUAAGGUCUCCAACUAUACAAUGAUUCGAAACAUAAAUAAACGAAACUUGGAACUAUAUCACAUAUAUGUUCCCAUUGAUUCAAUUUGAAAUCUACAAUUUUCCAUUGUUCUAUGAUUGAAACCAUCUCUUGACAUCAACAACAGUUCAUGUGUGUCCCAGAAUCUCUCUCAAUUCACGGAAAAAUUAUUCUGACAAACAUAAGACAAGAAGAGAGAGAGAGGAGAGAGAGAGAGAGAGAGAGAGAGAGAGAGAGAGAGAGAGAGAGAGAGAGAGAGAGGAGAGAGAGAGAGAGAGAGAGAGAGAGAGGAGAGAGACCCAUAUAUGAGACCCAACACGAAAGCCGAAGCACGAACCAUGGGUUACUUAACCGAUUUCAUCGAGGCCCUAGCGGGAUCCGCCGAUCAUAAGCAACCACAAGGGUAUAAAUGCUAAUCAUUUUCUACACAAAUCCAAUAAAAUAGGUCAAUAAUUUGAUAUUUUUGAGGUAUCAGCACUAGUUACCAUUGUCUACCGACCAUAUACUCCGAGGAAGAGACCCAUUUGGAAACUCGUUAAAAGAAUUCAUUUUGGGGGGGGGGGGGGGGGGGGGUUGUGCAGUUCCGAGCGCACAAGGCGACAUGUAACAGCUCUUGCAGGACCAUGACAUCAAUUUACCAAACAAUUCUGAGCAAUAGCCACAACUACCGCCUUGUGCUUCUUUACCAAAGAGUAUCAAAGAAGAACCACUAUUUUCUGAAACCAAAAACUAUUAUAUAGAAAAAAAAAGAUAAAUAUUAAUGUGUCAAGAUCUUUUUCUGGUUCUUAUACUACAGAUAUUUUAACAAAAAUAAUUUACUUAUUUAAUAUUAUAACAGUAUUUUUUAUUAUUUAAUUAUGUUUUAAUAUUAAGAUACAUAACAUAUAAAUAUAUAUUGGUAAAAUAUAUAAAAUAUUAAAUGGAUAUAUUUGAUUGAAUAUAUUUUAUCAGAUUUUAUCUAAUAUAUAUGAUCCUCAUUAAAAUUAACUAUAUAGCUAACUGUGUUUAGAAAUAUAGUUAUUUUCCAUAAGAUUGUUUGGGUAUAUAUAUAUAGUUGUUUUAUUAUGAAUCAUUUAUUUUUUGUAAGAAAUUAAAUAAUGAUUUGAUAUUAGUUAACUGGGUUUUAGAAUAUAAAGUUAUAACUUUUUACAAAAGAUAAGGAAAUUACAAAAGUAGU